Molecule: messenger RNA, 1525 nt
Organism: Grammomys surdaster
Lineage: Eukaryota; Metazoa; Chordata; Mammalia; Rodentia; Muridae
Gene: Fcmr
Product: Fc fragment of IgM receptor
Exons: 8
Coding region: 121-1389 (422 amino acids)
Cellular component (GO): plasma membrane
Molecular function (GO): transmembrane signaling receptor activity
Source: RefSeq, a predicted model, not a curated record
UUGCCCCUCAAGGAGGGCCAGCAUCACUUUCAAGCACCCAGUUGUAGAAGGCUCUCAGGUGAUUGGUGUGUGUCAACCUCACUCCAGGGCCUCUUGGAUGGGAUCCGGCCACAAGGAACCAUGAACCUUUCGCUUUGGUUACUUUACUUCCUGCCAGUGUCUGGGGCCCUGAAGGUCCUCCCAGAAGUACAGCUGGAUGUCGAGUGGGGUGGAUCUGUUAUCAUCGAGUGCCCACUCCCUCAGACACGGGUGAGGAUGUAUCUGUGCCGGCAGAUGACCAACCCUGAAAUAUGCACCACUGUGGUGUCCAACAACUUUGUCAAGAAGGAAUAUGAAAGGCGAGUCACCCUGAAGCCAUGCUUGGAUAAGAAGCUAUUCCUAGUAGAGAUGACACAGCUGACAGAAAAUGACAAUGGAAUCUAUGCCUGUGGUGUGGGCAUGAACACAGACCUUGGCAAGACCCAGAAAGUCACCCUGAAUGUCCAUAACGAAUACCCAGAACCAUUCUGGGAAGAUGUACCGACAUCUGAGCCACCAAGACGGUUGUUCAGAUUUCUGCAGCAUCAGAUUCCGUGGCUCCAUAUGGGUGAACAUGCCAGCUCUUCUGGAAUCAUAUCCAAAGUAACCACACCAACUCCAAAGACUGAGGUCCCUCUGGUUCACCAGCCCUCCAGCAUCGCUUCAGUAACCCGCCAUCCCAGAGUUUACAGAGCAUUUUCUGUAACAGCUACCAAGUCCCCAGCGCCCCUACCAGCUACCACAGCCUCAAAGACCUCUACUCAGCAAGCAAUCAGGCCCCUGGAGGCCAGCUACAGCCACCACACCAGACUUCAUGGGCAAGGGACACUCCACCACGGCCCACAGUAUGGGAGAGAAGACCGAGGGCUUCACAUCCCCAUCCCAGAAUUUCACAUCCUGAUUCCAACCUUCCUGGGCUUUCUCUUGCUGGUUCUUUUGGGACUAGUGGUAAAAAGAGCGGUUCAAAGGAGGAGAGCCUUCUCCAGACGAGCGGGCCGACGGGCGAUGAGGAUGCGAGGCCGGGGGGCUUCCCGCCCGAACCCCUCACAGCGCCGCGAUGCCCCACAGAGGCCGCGCUCGCAGAACAAUAUCUACAGCGCCUGCCCCCGGCGCGCACGGGGACCCGACAGCGUGGGUCCAGCGGAUGCUCCACUCCUCCACGCCGCAGCCACAGCGUCCCCCGCCCUGCCGCAGGUACUUGAAACUUGUUGGCCCCAGACCCCACCUCUGAAGAUGAGUUGUGACUACACGAGUUUGUGCCACCAGCCUGCUGUCAACGUGGAAGACCCUGACUCAGACGAUUACAUCAAUAUUCUUGGCCCACCUCAUCUCCCUAGCUACCUCCCAGGACCUAGACCUUCAUGCCAAUGAGUCCUGCUUGUUUGCUGAUGCACUUUUUGCUUAUAAGAUCUUUGUCACCUCCUCUGUCCCAUACCCUAACUCGACUCUCACCUGACUAUCUGAAUGCCUUGAGAAUGAUCAAUUACAAGCUAAUUUUUUUACCCCA